AUGCCGACUGUGCCCCAAGCAGUGAAACGCUACACAAUCCGAUUCAUUUCGUUAACGUUUUUAUUGUUGAGCAUAACGUACUUUGCUUUUCUAAAUGGAUUUUAUGGAAACGUCACGAUUUUCGAACUUUCGGAGAUUUGUGGAUUCGUUUUUUCGACAUCAUCUCUUCUGCCAUGUUUCUAUUUGGGAUUGGACGACGAGCCGAAGAAUUUGCUUCGUUUGUUUAAACGUUUUCUUUCGGUUAAUUAUUCCGAAAUCAUUUACAGUUUCAAAAUUAAAAAAAUGCGUCUCGAAAAUCACACUCAUAUUCGCCAUAUUAUGCUCUACCACUACGAGAAAGAAUGGACCGCAGCCCAGUCAUUUCGCGAUCUCAACGAACUGUCUCCACAUGUUGAGCGCCGUGUAAUCGAAUUCAUCGCCAAUAAGGGAUGGGAUCUGCUCCCACAUCCGCCGUACUCACCGACAGAAGCACCAACGGACUAUCAUGUCAACCGCUCUUUGAAAAACUGGCAAACAAACAAAGUCUACGACGACUUGGAUGACUUGGUGGCUGAUGUCAAAGCGUGGAUUGCCUCCAAGAAUCGUGACUUCUUCGCACGUGGAAUCGACCGACUGCCAAGCAAAUGGGAAGCAGUUCUUGAAGUGGAUGGUGACUAUGCUCUCGAA
This is a messenger RNA of Mesorhabditis belari, 666 nucleotides long. The record is from the annotation of a GenBank genome assembly. Lineage: Eukaryota; Metazoa; Nematoda; Chromadorea; Rhabditida; Rhabditidae.